AUGGUGGACUGGAAAUCUUCCGCCGAGUCCAUGCACGAUGCCACGAUCUACGUCUACAUGGCUCACGCCCUCGUCGGGUUGUACUUUUGGGAGCUCGUGAACAGCUUUGGGCUCGAAUGGGAGAUACUCUCCGGUAAAAGGAGGUUUCGGUGGCCUAUGAUCUCCUACUUUGCCGGGAGGUACUCGCUGGUGGCCUCGAUGAUCGGAUCUAUCAUUGCGCUGGACGUGGAGAGCCGAAAGCUUCACUGCCGUGCGCUGUGGGUAUCCAUCCAGGCGUUUGGCGAAGCAGCUGUGGGGUUUUCGACCAUCAACCUUUCCAUGCGGGUCAUCGCUAUAUGGAACCACGACCGGUACAUCGUGGGUCUCAUCGGCGCCCUCGUUCUCGGGCACUGGUUCCUCAUGUUCCGCAGUCUACCUCUGGACGCAGAGUUUAUCCCUGGGCUCGGAUGCGCCGCAACGACGCUGAGCAAGACGUUCAUCGCAGCUCACUACGUGUACACCAUGAUGUUCGACCUGGUGAUCCUGGCGCUCAGUGUGUAUAAGCUGGGCGUAUCGUUUAACGAAGGUAAUCCUCCCCUCGUCACUCUUUUGUUCAGAGACGGCGUAGCAUACUUCGUGAUCGUGAUUCUGUUCAACAUCUUGUCCGUGACGUUCAUGUUGCUCGACCUGAACCCUAUCAUGCGAACUAUGUUCGGCCUGCCCGCUGGCGUUGUCAGCGUCAUUGCUUCGUCCCGCGCGGUUCGAAGGCUGCAUCACUAUGUCACGCCGACGCUUGGCGUAGGCAUCACCAUACCCACAUCGAACCCAUACCUCCCCUCCGAAGGAUGGCGACAUGCCUCGCCGCGUACUGGCACCACGAAUACUAGCGGGGGAGGAUCCGUGGCAACGCGACCGACCGAUCACAGAAUCCAAUUUGCGCCGCUUGCGAACGCGUCCGAUACGGAACUUCAAGGACGCGGGUGA
This is a messenger RNA of Punctularia strigosozonata HHB-11173 SS5, 963 nucleotides long. RefSeq lists its product as uncharacterized. The coding region runs from base 1 to 963 and encodes 320 amino acids. The transcript is spliced from 12 exons. Lineage: Eukaryota; Fungi; Basidiomycota; Agaricomycetes; Corticiales; Punctulariaceae. The record is from RefSeq and is a predicted model, not a curated record.